Molecule: messenger RNA, 1342 nt
Organism: Pistacia vera
Lineage: Eukaryota; Viridiplantae; Streptophyta; Magnoliopsida; Sapindales; Anacardiaceae
Product: endonuclease III homolog 1, chloroplastic-like
Exons: 11
Coding region: 7-1086 (359 amino acids)
Biological process (GO): nucleotide-excision repair; base-excision repair, AP site formation; base-excision repair
Cellular component (GO): chloroplast nucleoid; nucleus
Molecular function (GO): oxidized pyrimidine nucleobase lesion DNA N-glycosylase activity; 4 iron, 4 sulfur cluster binding; DNA binding
Source: RefSeq, a predicted model, not a curated record
CCCCAAAUGUCUCGCAGUCUUCUCAGAAUGCCAAACACAAGAUUGUCCUCCAAACGCCUUCAAUCCAAGCCUGAAAUCUCCAUGCCUCCUUCAAAGCCAGAGCUUCGUGUUUUCGUCCGGAGAAACAGACUUAACAAGCCUCAAAAUGACCACAAAGUGAUCCAUAAAGAGGAAGUCAUUGGUCAUUUUUUUUCCUGUUGCUUUUUAGUACAGCCAAGUGACCUACCGGAUAUAGAAGAAUUUGCAUACAAGAAGGAAAAUGGAUCUGUGCAGUCAAGGAAGUCAAAAUCCAAACCGGAUGCACUUGUUGUGAAAACUGAAGCUGCCUCUCUAAUUGGGCUUAGAGGUGAACCACCUGCCAAUUGGGAAAAAGUUCUUGAGGGAAUUCGCAAAAUGCGGGCUUCAGAAGAUGCACCUGUAGAUUCUAUGGGAUGUGAGAAAGCCGGCAGUUCUCUGCCACCUAAGGAAAGAAGGUUUGCAGUCUUAGUAUCUGCACUUCUAUCAAGCCAAACCAAGGAUAAUGUCACUCAUGGAGCAAUACAGCGACUCCUUCAAAAUGAUCUGCUUACCGCAGAAGCCAUUGACAGAGCUCAUGAAGCAGCCAUCAAGGACUUGAUUUACCCAGUUGGAUUUUAUACAAGAAAGGCUAGUAAUUUGAAGAAAAUUGCUAAGCUUUGUCUCAUGAAAUAUGAUGGUGACAUACCUAGCUCGUUGGAGGAGUUGCUCUUACUUCCAGGAAUAGGUCCUAAGAUGGCUCAUUUGGUCAUGAAUGUUGGAUGGGACAAUGUUCAAGGGAUAUGUGUAGAUACUCAUGUACACCGUAUAUGCAAUCGGCUUGGAUGGGUAUCUCAGCCAGGCAGAAAGCAGAAAACUUCAUCUCCAGAGGAAACAAGAGAGGCAUUACAGCUAUGGCUUCCAAAGGAAGAAUGGGUUCCUAUUAACCCUCUUUUGGUGGGAUUUGGACAAACAAUAUGUACCCCUGUCAGGCCUCGUUGCGAAAUGUGCAGCGUCAAUGACGUCUGCCCGUCUGCAUUCAAGGAAACCGCAAGUCCAUCAUCUAAGUUAAAGAAGUCUGGACGCAGGUAGAUACAAUAUAUUGGUUUAAGUUCACUGUUCUUGUAACAACUGGCAUCUCUUACCAGUUUGCCCUCCAAUUUUUCCUAUCGAAACGUUCUUGUGGAGGGUCCUAUUUAGCAACACUCAUUACAACCAGUGAGGUGAAUAUUGAUAUUAAUAAACACUCUAAUUGUAAUCUAAGGAUCAAUAUUUAUAUUAGUAAUGAUGCAAAAAUGCUUAAAUUAUCUUCUGCCUUGUUGAGCUAUGUAUUUCUCUAUCAACAAUU